Molecule: messenger RNA, 2502 nt
Organism: Vidua macroura (Pin-tailed whydah)
Lineage: Eukaryota; Metazoa; Chordata; Aves; Passeriformes; Viduidae
Gene: GRAMD2B
Product: GRAM domain containing 2B
Exons: 14
Coding region: 1-1278 (425 amino acids)
Source: RefSeq, a predicted model, not a curated record
AUGGUGCUCAUGACCGAGCCGCGCUGCGAUGCGGAGGAGCCGAGGGCAGCGCGGGCCGCCGGCCGGCGGGAGAACAGGGGCGCUCCGCGUCUUUCAGAUGGAGAAAAUGGAACUGAUGAAAAAAGAAAGGCUGGAAAAUCACCCACUGUGUCGCUUCAGACCCCUACCACUGAAAUGGAGUAUUUUGAUGACCGGAAAAAAGUUGAUGUUGAUAGGACCAAGAGCAGCACAGAUAGUCCAGUUCUGACAAUCAAGAGUGACUCCAAGAUUGAAAGGAAAAAACGUGCCUCAAAUCAGUUGAAGGCAAAUGCACACUUCCAUAAGCUGUUUCUAGAUGUUCCCAUUGAUGAGCCACUGAAACAAAGCUUUACCUGUGCUCUGCAGAAAGAAAUUCUGUACCAAGGAAAGUUAUUCCUUUCUGAAAACUGGAUUUGCUUCCAUUCCAAGGUUUUUGGUAAAGACACUAAGAUUAGUAUACCUGUGCUGUCAGUGACACUUCUGAAGAAAACCAAAACUGCCCUUCUUGUGCCAAAUGCUCUGAUCAUAGCAACAGUGACAGAUAGGUACAUGUUUGUCUCACUACUCUCCAGAGAUACCACCUACAAGCUAUUAAAAUCUAUCUGUAUACAUCUUGACGAUACAAGCAUGGGCAACAGUCCAAAUCCCUCUUCUGCAGAAAACAGUUUCAGGGCUGAUCGCCCUAGAACUCUGCACCUGGAUUUCAACGAAGAUUAUUCUGAUCUGGAUGGAAUAGUGCAGCAGCACAGACAAGAGAUGGAAGAGUCCAGCAGCACAGGCUCACAGACACCAGAGCUGGAGUGCUUCCAAGAUUAUCACGUUGUUGAAACAGAGACUCAUUUGAAAGUUUCCAAGCAAGAGGCCAAGUCUGUUCAUUCAGAUGCACAUAGUAAACAUGGGCCUGAUGGAAAAGCCCGAAACAGUCCUCGAAAUGGCCAUUCAGAAGCCUUCAUGUUCCUCCACAAAGUGAAGUCCCAGAAGCUCUUAUCUCUGAACCAUGUACUUGUAUUUUAUGCAAUUCUUGUUUGUGUUUUAAUACUUUCUACCUUCUACAUGAGAUAUAAAAUCAGUGUCCUGGAGGAACGCCUUAUGUCCAUGACAGCCUUUGAUUCACAUAUUAAGGAACAUCAAGUGCACCGAGAUUUGGGAUCUCACCUGCAAAUUAAUGCUGACGCCUUUUGUGAUGAGUUAACUGCUAAUCUUAGAAAAUUGGAAAAGAUACAGAACAACUUAAAAAAACUGCUUGAAGAUGGUGAGUGAAACACCAAUGUUCUUGGACUGCUUCAGACCUCAUUCUUCUGUCUUGACAAACUGUUCCAAAGGAGCUCUGCUGGCCAGAGUUCAUGCUUCUUUAUUUUUAGUCCAAGCCAAGCUUAAACUACUGUAAAGCUCGUGUCAUCAUACAAAAACAUCAGUUGAUUCUUCAGCAUGUAUCUAUAUAUUUUGCAAACAUAUAUGGUUUGGUCUACAUGUAUCUAUGUUUUAAAAAUGUGGGGAUUUUUCUUUCUCUUUUGUGUGUGAAUUAAUGGAUUUUAUAGCUUGCUUGAUUUUAGAGUUGCUUUCACCAGUGCAAACCUGGUGCAUAUCCUUUUACCUCAACAUGUACUUUAUGCCUAUUGUCAUACAAAUACAUGUGUGAAGAAUGUCAGUCAUGAUUCAUGUACUGAAGUGUUGCGUGAAUGAGCAAGUAUCUGUUUUAGCUAUGAUUAUGGAUUGGUGCUGUAGUCUUCAUUUUUACUUACUUCUCUGCACCCUGACAUCACAAAGAUCAGAAAACAAAUUCCUCUGUGUUUAGGUAUGCGAAGUGAUGAAUGUUUUGAGGUCUGCUCAGUUCUCCAGUGCUGUAAAAAGGCUCAAUUCCACUUUCUGUGACACUGUAUAGUGGGUAAGGUCUGUUUCUACUGGGCAUUCAGGUUCCAUUGACGUCAAACCUGAAAUCUGUAUGGACUUGCCAAUUUGCAAUUGAGUUGCUUAUGAUAGCAAUAUGGGUGUGACACACCUGCACAACUUAGAAAAAGUACUUGUUUUCUGUCCACUCAUAUGGUCUCUGUCCUAUAAAUUAAUCAGUGUGGAGAUCCUCAGUCAGCUUUCCUUGGAGUUGCAUGGGGCUUUGGUUGGCUGAGCAAGUGCAAUUUGUAGUCCAGUAAAUGGAAAUCUAGUCUUGGUAUGUGACUUCAGGGACUGGAUAUUUCCACCUAAUGAGAACUGACAAAUUAAUGGUGCAGCAAUACAAACAAUCAGUGGAGUGAAUGAAAAAGUAGACACCUGCUUCAUUAUAUCACAUACUUGUUUUUUCCCAGAGUGCCUAAGAUGGGGAUUUUUAGCUUUCUGAUUCACCAAGCAGGCUCAUUAGUUUUUAAAAAGCAAUAUUUAGGAUAAUAACUACUAUCUGUGAAGUAACAGCAUUGUUUAUAAUAUGCUAUGCAUUUAUAACCAUUUCUGUGAAAUGUGCCUACUUUGUUUAAAUAAACUUUUUUAAAACCA